Molecule: messenger RNA, 5434 nt
Organism: Vanessa atalanta (red admiral)
Lineage: Eukaryota; Metazoa; Arthropoda; Insecta; Lepidoptera; Nymphalidae
Gene: Sra-1
Product: cytoplasmic FMR1-interacting protein
Exons: 28
Coding region: 233-4054 (1273 amino acids)
Biological process (GO): cell projection assembly; regulation of translation; cell morphogenesis
Cellular component (GO): synapse; neuron projection; SCAR complex
Molecular function (GO): small GTPase binding; RNA 7-methylguanosine cap binding
Source: RefSeq, a predicted model, not a curated record
CCAAAGCGAUUUUGGAAAUUGUAUGAGAUUGUGAUAAUAUUUUAUAUCAAAGAUUUUUAUAGCUAUUGUUAAUUAAAAUUAUAUUUAAUUAUCAUAUAUAGUUAUUUUAACUUUAGUUUUUCUACUACAAUGAACGGUCAAUGAUGAUUCAUUAUUUGUGAAGUCUACGCAAUAUAAUCAAGACGAGGCGAAGUUUUAAUAGUUUAUUUGUGUUAUUUUACGUAAAAGAAUCAUGUCUGUGAGUGAAAAAGUAUCCCUUUCUGAUGCAUUAAGCAAUGUGGAUGUUUUGGAUGAAUUAACAUUACCCGAUGAACAACCGUGCAUUGAAGCAGCACCCUGCUCAAUACUCUACCAAGCUAAUUUUGAUACAAACUUUGAGGAUAGAAAUGGUUUCGUCACCGGCAUUGCAAAAUACAUCGAAGAGGCUACCGUACAUGCCAACUUGAACGAGUUGCUCGAAGAAGGCAACGACCAUGCUGUGAUGCUGUACACCUGGAGAUGCUGCAGCCGAGCCAUACCACAGCCGAGAUCCAACGAGCAGCCCGACAGAGUGCACAUAUACGAGCGAACUGUGCAGGUUUUAGCCCCGGAAGUGGACAAGCUGCUGCAGUUUAUGUAUUUUCAGCGUAAAGCGAUCGAGCGCUUCUGUGGCGAGGUGCGCCGGCUCUGUCACGCUGAGAAGCGCCGGGACUUCGUGUCGGAGGCGUACCUGCUCACCUUGGGCAAGUUCGUCAACAUGUUCGCAGUCCUCGACGAGCUGAAGAAUAUGAAGAGUUCCGUUAAGAACGACUAUUCGACGUACAGACGAGCUGCGCAGUUCCUGAAGGUGAUGUCUGAUAGUCAAAGUCUCCAAGAGUCGCAGAACUUAUCCAUGUUCCUCGCGACGCAGAACAAGAUCAGGGACACCGUGAAGGACGCUUUGGAAAAAAUAAACGGCUACGAGGAUCUCCUGGCAGACGUUGUCAACAUAUGCGUGCACAUGUUCGAAACGAAGAUGUACCUCACCCCAUCGGAGAAGCACAUGCUUGUCAAAGUCAUGGGCUUCGGUCUGUUCUUGAUGGACUCGGACGCGUGCAACAUAAACAGGCUGGAUCAAAAGAAAAAAAUACGCUUGGAUCGCAUCGAUAGAAUAUUUAAGAAUCUGGAAGUGGUGCCGUUGUUUGGUGAUAUGCAGAUAGCACCGUUCAACUACAUCAAGAGAUCGAAGCAUUAUGAUCCCAGCAAGUGGCCGCUCUCAUCGAGUCCGAACCCGCCCUCCCCCCAAGCGGACCUGAUGGUCCACCUCCCGCAGAUAAGGGAGGAACACCAGAACUAUAUAUCGGAGCUGGCGAGGUACAGCAACGAGGUGACGACAACGUUCAAGGAGGCGGGCUCGGACUCCGAGAACCGCGCCGUGACGGAGCUCUGCCUGCGCGGCUUGCAGCUGCUCUCGUCGUGGUGCUCCGUGCUCACGGAGCUGUGCUCGUGGAAGCUGCUGCACCCCACCGACCACGCCACUAACCCGCGGUGUCCUGCCGAGGCGGAAGAGUACGAGAGGGCGACCCGAUACAACUACACGUCCGAAGAGAAGUUCGCAAUGAUAGAGGUGAUCGCCAUGAUCAAAGGUCUCCAAGUGCUGAUGGCGAGGAUGGAGACAGUCUUCGCUGACGCAGCGCGACGGUCCAUAUACGCGGAACUGCAGGACUUCGUGCAACUACUGCUGAGGGAACCGCUCCGAAAGGCCAUCAAGAACAAGAAGGAUUUGAUACGCAGCAUCAUCGUGUCGGUGCGCGAGACGUGCGGCGACUGGGCGCGCGGCUGCGAGCCGCAGCAGGACCCCGCGCUGCGCGGGAAGAAGGACGCCGAGGCCAGCUUCACCAUCAAGGUGCCGCGCCGGAACGUGGGACCAUCGUCGACCCAGCUGUACAUGGUGCGCACCCAGCUGGAGGCGCUCAUCUCCGACAAGUCCGGAGGUCGGAGGACACUGCGGAAGGAUCUGGACGCGGCUACGCUUCAACAGAUUGAGACGUUCCACAGACAGAGUUUCUAUUGGAUGUAUAUGUUGAAUUUGGCAGAUUCCCUGGCGAAGUGCUGCGAUCUAUCACAGCUGUGGUAUAGAGAGUUCUAUCUCGAGAUGACCAUGGGGAGGAAAGUUAAUAAAUGCACAGUGCGCCAUCAGCACAACGAAGAGUGCAACGACCUGAUCACGAUGGAGAAGAGGAUCCAGUUCCCCAUCGAGAUGUCGAUGCCCUGGAUCCUGACUGAUCAUAUCCUCCGGAGCAAGGAACCCGCGAUGAUGGAAUACGUGCUAUACCCCUUGGACCUCUACAACGACUCCGCUCAGUACGCGCUGACGGUCUUCCGCAAGCAGUUCCUGUACGACGAGGUCGAGGCCGAAGUGAAUCUGUGCUUCGAUCAGUUCGUCUACAAGCUCUCCGAACUCGUCUAUGCGCACUACAAGCAACUGGCGUCGAGCAUGCUGCUGGACAAGCGGUACCGCGCGGAGUGCGCGGCGCGCGGCGCCAGCACGGGCUGCGGCGCGGGCCGCUACGCGUCGCUGCUGCGCCAGCGGCACGUGGCGCUGCUGGGCCGACACGUCGACCUCUGCGCGCUCGUCGCUCAAAGAAUAAACGCAGACAUGCACCGCGCGUUGGACGCGGCGGUCGCCAAGUUCGAGGCGGGCGACAUCACGGGCGUGGUGGAGCUCGAGGGUCUGAUCGCCGUCAACCGGCUCUGCCACAAGCUGCUCAGCCGCUACCUGUCGCUGGACGAGUUCGACGCGAUCCUGCGCGAGUCGGACCACGGCGUGCUGGCGCCCUACGGACGGAUCACGCUGCACGUUUUCUGGGAGUUGAACUACGACUUCUUGCCCAACUAUUGUUACAACGCCGCGACUGAUCGGUUCGUGAAAUGUCGCGGUAUACAGUUCGCGCCGGUGGUGCAGCGCGAGAAGCUGCAGCAGUUCGGGCACGCCAUGCUGUGGGGCUCCAAGCAGCUCAGCCUGGCGUAUUCGGCUCAAUACGCGCAGUACAACGGCUUCGUGGGCCCGCAGCACCUGCACGCGCUGGUGCGGCUGCUGGGCUACCAGGGCGUGGCGGUGGUGGUGUCGGAGCUGCUGGGCGUGGCGCGCGGGCUGCUGCACGGCACGCUGGCGCAGUUCACGCGGGCGCUGGCCGCCGCCAUGCCGCGCCACUGCAAGCUGCCGCGCUACGACUACGGCUCCAACGGUGUGUUGGGCUAUUAUCACGCGCAACUGACGGACAUCGUCCAAUAUCCGGACGCGAGGACGGAACUCUUCCACGCUUUCAGGGAACUCGGCAACAUCAUACUCUUCUGUAUGCUGAUCGAACAGGCUCUAUCUCAAGAGGAGGUGACGGACCUCCUCCACGCGGCUCCCUUCCAGAACAUCCUGCCGCGACCGUACACGGCGGAGGGCGAGAAACCGGAAACGAAACAGAAGCGUCUCGAAGCGAAGUACUCGGCGCUACAGAUCGUGCAGAAUGUGGAGAAAUACGGCACCGCGAAGCAGAGCCAGCUGUCGCGCGAGGGCGACCUGCUGACGCGCGAGCGCCUGUGCUGCGGCCUGUCGCUGUUCGCGGUCGUGCUGCGCCGCCUGCGCGCGUGUCUGGCCGCGCCGCAGUGGCCCGCGCCCCCCGCGCCGCCGCACCACGCGCCGCUGCACACCGACGACACCGCCGAGUUCCACAGGUUGUGGUCAGCGCUCCAAUUUCUAUACUGUAUCCCCGUUGGCGACACUCAGUUUACAGUCGAGGAGCUCUUCGGCGAGGGUCUCCACUGGGCUGGCUGCACGAUUAUAGCGUUGCUGGGUCAGCAGAGGCGCUUCGAGGCCCUGGACUUUUGCUACCAUAUACUGCGCGUGCAACGCGUCGAUGGGAAGGAUGAACUGGUUAAGGGAAUCCCCUUGAAGCGCAUGGUGGACCGCAUCAGACGGUUCCAGGUGCUGAACUCGCAGAUCUUCAGCGUGCUCGGGAGGCACCUCGCCGCGGACGACGAGCGCGCCGGCGUGGAGCACGUGCGCUGCUUCCCCCCUCCCGCCGCCACCCACCACAACUGAGAGAGACUCAGCUAGCACACAAACUGAGCAAGUUAACUCCAGUUUUACUCCAGGGAAAAUAUUUCAUACUGAAUACCGACAUUUCGUUAAUAGGAAGACUAUAUAGUAAGUUAUUAUUUCUCUUGGUAAUAAGUCUCACGGUCAGACGGACAAAUUUAAUAAUAAAUAUUCUCUCCAUAACCGAACAUAGCGUCCAAUCGAAGUGCAUAGUGUUCAAGAGGUGCGUAAAUCGUUUAGACAGAAAUCAUCUAGUCUAUUCCAAUAGCCGGACGAGUAAGGGGCCGUUCGUUUAUUAGGUAAGACUAUUUUUGCUGGUUUUUGACCCCCUCCCCCUCUAUCACAAGAAAAAAUAACAAUAGGCUGACCCCCUCUCACCUCUGUUGUUUUUUGUAAUGUUAAUUUUUCAAACAAUUUUUUGUUUCUUUGUAAUGUCAAAGAUGCUAAUAAUCUUUAUUUUUUGGUCCGUCCGUUGUCAUGGAAAUAUCCUCGAACCUCGAAAAUCACGGGCUUACCCGCGCUUCUUCAAAUAAUUUUAACAUUGCGCCUUUUUUUGAUCUUACGUAAGAACUAUCGAAACGCCUCCCCACCCCCUUGUAAGGAAACAUAAGACAUGGUCGACCCCCCUCCCCCUAUAUCGUCUUACGUAAUAAACGAACGGGCCUUAAUGAUUAACGAUUCUAUACCAACCAACUGUAGUUUAUUCCAUACACAAGAGGAUUAGGGACACUUGAUAACUUGACAGCGAAGUGACGUCAUUGUUUCGCAAAUCCUCGUGACAUCUUUCGACCAAUGACGUCACGACAAUUCAAGGUCAGAUUUGUUUAUAUCGCGGAAAGUUAUGUUACAUAUGUUAAAUGUUAAGUAGUUUCGUUUAAUGCAUACUCUGCAAAAGUAUUAUACUAUAUCUAAGCAGUUUAUUAAUGGUAAUUUUACAUAUUGUAAACAUUUUUUUACUUUUUAAUUUAAAGUCCAUUGUAACUCGAAUCGAACUCAUGUAGAACAAAACGCUAGCACGGCAUUGGUCGAUGAGCUGCACUAGAGCGAGACGAAUCUGGCUUGCUUUGAGUUCGUUUUAGAGUUUAAGGGACAGUGUAUAAGUACACCUCUUUACAUGACUGUACAUUCCAAUACGAGAAUGGCGAUAGACCACAAAAAAAUAAUAAUGAACUUUUAAAAAAUGUUUUGUUUUGCUAACUCUAUCUCAGUUGGAGGGUCGACAGAAUAAUUUAUAGUUUUUUUUUUCAGUACUUUACUUUAGUAAACUUUUUUACUUACGUCGUAAUGGCUUCUCGUUUAACGUGUUUAUCUUGCAUUUUAUAAUUAUUAUUUAAAUUAUAGUAUUUUAAAUUAUUGUUUAAGAUUUUUGUAUCACGACAAUUA